AUGGCGCUGGACGGACAAGACUUGAGGUGGCUUGAGUCGUAUGACUACUGCCCGUGGGGAACUCACGUGUCCCGGUCGCUAGAGAGGAAGAACCUGGAGCCACAAGAGAUUUACAGCUUCGCGGUGAUAGUCGGAGGCAAAGAAGAGCUGCCGAACGAGAGCUUCACGAGUGUGUGCCUCGAUCUAUUUGACUUGAAAACUACGAAAUGGUUGACUAGCUACGAUGUUCACGAUGAGCUUGCUCACAGUAUUGGGCACACCGUGGUGACACUGGGCGAGAAUGCCUACGCUUAUGGUUACGAGCCGAUCGACAGCUUCGAGCCAUCGCACCAACAAUUGAUAGGAGAUGUGUUCGAGCUCGGCUACGAGAACAACGUCCUCUACUGCACCGAUGUUUCUCCCAUCAACGGCGAUGGCACCGAUCCCAAUGUCCCUCCAGACCCCGCUCCUUGCGGCCGAGCAUGGCAUGCGAGUGCCCCACCCACCGGUAACAGUCCGCUGCCUUUGGCGUUUCACAAUGCUGUAGCGAUUGGAGAAGGUGACAAGGUCGCAGUUUAG
Phytophthora sojae is the source of this 558-nucleotide messenger RNA. RefSeq lists its product as hypothetical. The record is from RefSeq and is a predicted model, not a curated record. Lineage: Eukaryota; Oomycota; Peronosporomycetes; Peronosporales; Peronosporaceae. The transcript has 4 exons. The coding region runs from base 1 to 558 and encodes 185 amino acids.